CCUGUGCAUCAAACUACAGUGUAUCCAAUCAGCUUAGUGCGUAUCCAACUCACGUGAAGGCUGGCCUGACACGUGAUAAACUACUAAAUGGACGUAACAAUUAAUGCUUCUCAACAGAUUCGACUAAAACGUGCCACUGUUCCGGAAAUUUACCGAAAAGCUGCUCGAAUUUUAAAAUCAGCAGAAGAGAGGAAAGGAAGUCUUAAAAAUCUUAUCUACUCGUCUGGUUUUCGUGAUGUCAAACCUCUUUAUGCACUGGUGGCUGAGAGUUCUAAGCACCAGAAUGAACUGGAUGAGCUAAUUAACAACACACCAGGGCUCCAAAAUGUGCAACCUUUUGAUCCUCAUUUGGCUAGGAUUCUCAUCACAGAGUUGAUUUGGGGGAAAGGUUAUUUAAAACCGGAAAAUGCUCGAGCCAUCAGGAUAAUUCUAGAAUUAGAAAGUGAACUCAGGCAGACAUUAGACAGCCGAAAUUCCCAAGAGGAAAUUGACUCUGUGCAACAAAUUUCAGUUCCGCGUUAUGUACGUGUCAACACGCUGGUUUCCACUACCGAAAAAGUCUGCAACCAGUUGACUGGAGAAGGAUGGAAACAAGUUCGUUCAAAAAAAAGGUCUGGUUACGAAGGUUUCAUCGAGCGAGUUAAAAGCCUCGGUGAAAAUGAAUUUAUCUUGGAUUUUCAUCUGGAUUUCCUGCUGGUUUUCCCAUCUACUGCACAGUUUUAUAAUCACAACCUGUUGAAAAGUGGAGCCAUUCUUUUGCAGGAUAAAGCAAGCUGUAUGUCAGCAGUCGCGUUAAAAUGCAACCCAUUUUACGGCAAGAUGAUCGACGCCUGUUCCGCGCCUGGAAUGAAAACUUCUCUAUUAGCUGCCUUAUCCAAUAACCAAAGUCCCAUCAUUGCGAUCGAACGAAACGGAAAACGAUGCAAAACUCUGCGGCAGACCAUAUCAAAUACCCACGCAUCAAAGGUAACAGUUCAACAAGCUGAUUUUCUUACCAUUAAUCCGUCUGAUUAUCAAGACGUGAAAUACAUCCUUGUGGAUCCAUCUUGUUCCGGAACAGGGAUUGUCAGUCGUUUGGGUCCAAAACGGAAAUCGGAAAACAGGGACACUUUGGAACUUCGUCUGAAACGCUUAAGCUCAUUGCAGUCACGGUUGGUGGAGCAUGCGGCCACGUUCCCUUCAGUUGAACGCAUUGUGUAUUCCACUUGUUCGAUCUACGAAGAAGAAAACGAAGCUGUUGUGAGGCAAAUUCUGACAAAAAUUGGACAAUCAUUUCAAUUAGAAGAAGCAUUGCCUUGGUGGCCGAGACGAGGAACGAACCGUUACGAUAAUUCUCCUGAUGACAUAAUAGGCAUUAAAUGUGUUCGAGCCGAAGCUGAUAAGGACUUAACAAAUGGCUUUUUUAUCGCUCUUUUUGUGCGGAGAAUUUAAGCUGGAAAACUUGAGAUUUUUGUAUGCUUUGAGAAGAACUCUUUGUUCUUAUGAGUAAAAUAAUAAGUUGGCAUUGAUUUUUAAAAAUACAGUCAGUGUUCUCAUGUCUUUAUGAA
Molecule: messenger RNA, 1547 nt
Organism: Daphnia carinata
Lineage: Eukaryota; Metazoa; Arthropoda; Branchiopoda; Diplostraca; Daphniidae
Gene: Nsun5
Product: 28S rRNA (cytosine-C(5))-methyltransferase-like
Exons: 7
Coding region: 88-1431 (447 amino acids)
Biological process (GO): rRNA base methylation
Cellular component (GO): nucleolus
Molecular function (GO): S-adenosylmethionine-dependent methyltransferase activity
Source: RefSeq, a predicted model, not a curated record